Messenger RNA from Arachis stenosperma, 618 nucleotides. RefSeq lists its product as uncharacterized. The transcript has a single exon. The record is from RefSeq and is a predicted model, not a curated record. Bases 1 to 618 code for a protein of 205 amino acids. Lineage: Eukaryota; Viridiplantae; Streptophyta; Magnoliopsida; Fabales; Fabaceae.
AUGGCAAUAAAGUGGUUCAAUAGCUCACCGCCAAGGUCAAUAGCGAGCUUCGAUGACCUCGCCAAGAAGUUCCUAGCUAGAUUCUCCAUCCAGAAAGACAAAGCCAAACAUGCCCCAAGCCUAUUAGAAAUUAAGCAAGGAGAUCGAGAGAGCCUCCACAACUACAUGGAAAGAUUCAACAAGGCAUGUCUGGACAUACAAAAUCUGCCAACAGAAACAGCCAUCAUGGGUCUCAUUAAUGGCUUGCGAGAAGGACCCUUUAUCCACUCCAUAUCCAAAAGGCACCCAACAUCCCUGAACGAGGUACAAGAACGGGCAGAAAAGUAUAUUAACAUGGAGGAGAACUCUCGACUAGGAGAAACCUCAAAAUCUGGAUUCUCCUGCCCACCUCGGGAUAAGGAUGAAAAGUCCAGGAAAAAAGAAGACCAGCCUACUGAAAAACCUAGAAAAUACCACAACUACACUCCCCUCAGGGUGUCCCUUGUGGAUGUCUACCGAGAGAUAUGCAACACUGAAAAGAUCCUGCCCCCUCGUCCGAUUAAGCAUAAAAGAGGACAAAGUCAGACAGAGUAUUGCGAAUACCACCGAGUCUACGGGCACCCUACCAAGACGCAUUAA